Ooceraea biroi (clonal raider ant) is the source of this 2158-nucleotide messenger RNA. RefSeq names its product probable tRNA (uracil-O(2)-)-methyltransferase. The record is from RefSeq and is a predicted model, not a curated record. NCBI's taxonomy places the organism in Eukaryota, Metazoa, Arthropoda, Insecta, Hymenoptera, Formicidae. Gene Ontology annotation, biological process: tRNA methylation. Gene Ontology annotation, molecular function: tRNA (uridine) methyltransferase activity.
AGCUUCAAGCAGCAUGCUUCGGAGUCAGACGAAGAACGUGUGCAGCAAAUUAUGGAGAGAGCGUUGCUAGACGCCAAGUGGGUAAUACAAAAGUAUAAUCAACCAGGCAGUACUCCAGUGCCAAAAUAAUAAAUUGAUAUACAUUGUAACAUAUAUGCAAAUAUUAGUAUAUUAUUAGAUAGAAAAAUGGACUUUGAACAGAUUGCUAGUGAGAGCACUAAUAGCAGUGCCUCACAGUUUUGGAAGGCCGUUGCAAUCUGGAUGAGGAAUCCUCAUGUUGUGAACCGUAGGAUCUUAGCAGCGCAAGAGUUACUAGCAAUCAAUGUUAAUUGUAACGUUCUGGAUAUCUUUGCGCAUAUUAAGAAGCUGCGGAUCCAAUCGAAUGAUUUUGAGUGCGAUUUAUCCUUAAAGGACAUAAAACAUUUAUUAAACACGUUAAAUAUCAUGGAAUAUUAUCAACCACAUGAAUCCAUCAACCCAAUUGAAGCGUCGGACGAAGACAAAGCUUCUUAUUUGUACGUGAGAAAGUUACUGCCUCGCACUACCCAAAUGUUCUCGUCUGCGUUGGAAUUCGUAUUCGUCGAUAAAAGAUCUGCCAGCAUCACUUGUUUCUAUAAGCCAAUUGUUCAAGACAAACAGCCUCUGGGUCCAAGCAUGGCAUACAGCGUACAGCAUCACGAGUACAAUUCCACGUGCAUAAGUAUACAUAAAUCGGAUAACAAAGAUUGCAGCAAGAGUCACGUCUGGCUCAAGUCCAAGUUCUUCCCACGUUUGAUAAAGUGGAUGGGAAGUGAGAGUAAGAGCAGUGGCCCAAAAAUUAAUUCUCUUAACCUUGUGUCUGUAGAAAGGUACACCUUGUUGUAUAAUCGACUGAAAGAGAGAUACGGCACGGAAAUGGUGAAGAUGUGGCCAGAGAACACGGAUCCAGCUAAGUUCGUUUACGAGGACGUCGCAAUCGCGACUUACCUGCUGUUACUGUGGGAGAAGGAGAGGCUGGAAAAAGAUAUGCGGAAACUGCAAUCGUUUGUCGAUCUGGGCUGUGGAAAUGGUCUCCUCGUCUACAUUUUGUCCAGCGAAGGUCACAGAGGAAUGGGGAUUGAUUUGCGCAAAAGGAAAAUUUGGGAUCUGUUUCCAGAAAACACUUGUUUGCAAGUCAGCACGAUUGUUCCGUCUUCGGAUACCGUCUUCCCAGAAACGGAUUGGAUCAUAGGGAAUCACUCGGACGAGCUGACACCGUGGAUUCCCGUGAUUGCCGCACGCAGUUCCCACGAGUGCCGGUUUUUCUUGUUGCCGUGCUGCGCUUACGAGUUCGAUGGCAGGAAAUAUCGGCGGGACAAUGCCGCUGAAAGCCAGUAUUCGGAGUAUAUGUCCUACAUUAGAAACGUGUGCGAAGACUGUGGCUUUUACACAUUGGUGGAUAGAUUACGCAUUCCGUCAACCAAGCGCACCUGUUUCGUCGGUUGGAAGCGGACCUACGCAAAGGAGGAUACUGCGACACGGGACGCAGACAUCCGGAGGAUCAUAAAUGCGAGAUCAGCGACGACACUUCCAAAGGAGACCGUGGAGACCGAAACGAAGGAAGAUUUGUGGUCCACCAGCUUCAAACCAAGGAGCACGACGGAGCAAACGAGGAAUUGCACGCAGCUGGAUAGAGGAUUGGUUCUCGACAUAGUCAAUACUGUCACGGCACAUCUCUUACGCACUGGCCGCAGGAUAUCGCUGGAGCGGAGACCUGGUGAAACGUGGAACGCUGGUGGACAAAUCAGCAUUGGCGACGUGGCCAAGCUGGUAGCGCCCGAAAUGCUGCGUCAGCUGCGAAACGAAUGUGGCGGAUUGCAGACGCUGUUGAAGAACCAUAAUCACAUCUUCUGCGUCGUCCAGGGCAAGGUGCAAUUUAGGAUUCCCGGCAGUAGCGCUGCUGGCAAAAGAAAGAGAAAGAGGGGAAACGGUUGCGCGCCUAGGAAAGUGAAGCUCUGCUGGUUCCACGAGAAUCAUCCUGACGGGUGUCCCGUUCCUGAAAUCGACUGCGACUUUCUGCACUGAGAUUCCUUCGUUGCUUGUCAUUUUGUAUUACAGUUGUUUUAUUCAUAUUCAAGAGGAGCCUACUAGGUGAUGUAUAUAACAAUGCGCUUUAUUUUAAAUAAAAGAAGGUAAAAUA